AUGAGACAAGAAUCAAUUGAUUAUGUUCCACCUGAAAUGUCAACUGAUCAUCAUGAUUCAGAUAAUGAACACGAAGAAAAUGCCGGUGAACAAGUACAUUAUGUUGAAAAACAUGUUGAAUUUACAGAUGAUUUAAAUAAUGAUGAAGAAAAUACGAGAGAUCAUCAACAUCAACAAAAACUUCAUCGACGUGAUACACCACAUCAUUUAAAAAAUAAACGUAUUAUUAAUAAAAAUAAUGAUUCAAUUUCAUUUGAUCAAAUUAUGUCACAUAGUUCAACAAAAUCAUCAUUAACAAGUCCAGGAAAAGAAUCGAGAUCAUCAUCUAUUCAAACAAAUACUCGUCCGAUGACACUUCAUCAAGAACAAUUAACACUUAUUAUUCGUCGUUCACCUAAUACUGGUCUUGGUAUUAGUAUAGCUGGUGGUAUUGGUUCAACACCUUUUAAAGAUAAUGAUCAUGGAAUAUUUUUAACAAAAAUUAAUGAAGAAGGACCAGCAGCUCAAGCUGGUUUACUUGUUGGUGAUAAACUUUUAUCUGUUAAUGGAAUAUCAUUAAUAAAUUGUGACCAUAGUGACGCUGUAUCUGCUUUAAAAAAAGCCGGUGAUAAUAUUGAAAUGAUUGUUAUACGUGAAAUUUUACAAUCAUCUGAUGAUUAUAAUGAAAAUAAUUUAAUAAAAGAAGGUGAAAAAUUUUCAACAAUUAUUCAACGUGAUGAAAAACAAGGUGGACAUUUUGGUUUUUCAAUUGCUGGUGGAAAUCAAACACCAACAAUAAAUACAAAUGAAAAUUUAUAUAUAUCAAAAAUUAAUAAUCAAGAUAAAAGUUUAUCAUUAGCUGUUGGUGAUCGUCUUUUAUCUAUAAAUGGUUAUGAUGCAGGAAAUAUAACUCAUGAUCAAGCUAUUGAUAUUAUUAAUAAUGGUGGUAAUAAUAUUGAAUUAGUUCUCUAUCGAGAAAAAUUUACUAAUGGAAAUCAAAAUAUAACUACAACAACAACAGCAAAUAUUGAUAAUAUAAUUGAAGAAGCACGUGUUACUAAAGGUAAUGGUCCAAUGGGUUUAAGUAUUGUUGGAGGUAUUGAUCAAGCAUGUCCACCAUUUGGAAUGAAACAACGUGGUGUAUUUGUUUCUAAAAUUCUUCCAAAUGGUUCAGCUUCUCGUACAAAUCUUCGUAUUGGUGAUCGAAUAUUAAAAGUAAAUAAUCGUGAUGUAUCACAAGCAACACAUUUAGAAGCUGUAGAAGCACUUUUACAACCAACUAGUGAAGUUGUUUUACUUGUACAUCAUGAUCCACAACCAUCAGGAUUAAAAGAAGUAACAUUAACAAGACAAGCAGGUGAACCACUUGGUAUUAGAAUCAAUGGUGGUGUUGAAGGAAAACGUGUCAAUCCAGAUGAUCCAGAAGAUGAUGGAAUAUUUGUUACUGAAGUAAAAGAUGGUAGUCCAGCAUCUGGUAUUCUUUCUAUUGGUACACGAAUUCUUGAGGUUAAUAAUCAAAGUUUAUUUGGUGCUCGAUUAGAUGAUGCUCAAAAAUGGCUUAGUAUACCAACUGAAACAAUUAAUUUGUUAAUUUGUCAUGGAUUUAAACUUAAAGAAACAAAUACUAUAAUUAGUCCAACGAAAUCAUCAAAACAAAUCGAUGCUAAUCGAUCAUCAUUAACACAACAAUCUAGUUCACCAAUACCACCAAUAAGACAUAAUGGUAUAUUAUCAUCUCAUAAUGUUUCACAUUCGCCAAAAAUAACAAGUCCUGUUUAUACAAAUACUAAACAACAACAAUCACCUCAACCACCGCCUGUUCCUGUUAAACCAAAAUAUCGAACACCAAGUACACAAUUUGUGCCAAUUAAUGGAGAUAAUCAUAAACAAUCAAAAAUACAAUCACAAAAUGGUUUUGAAGUUGAUGAAUCUGAUUUUUCAGUAACAGAAUCAGAACGAUCAUUUAAAGAUAAGAAAAAAUUUUUUGAAAGUGGAUUCAAAGAUUCUGGACCUAAACCAAAACCUCGACAAUUUAAAUAUAUUAAUGAACAUGAAUUAUUACAAAUGAAACAAGAAGAAGAACAAAAAAUCAAAUCGAUGAGUCCAACUGAAUUACUUCAAUCUCGAACACUCUAUACUGGUGAUGUAAAUGAUUCUGAACUUAUGCAAACAACAUUAUCUCAAUAUCAAACACCAAAUUAUCUUGCUAAACCAGAAGAAGAUCAAACAGAUGAUGAUAUUAUUCAACAACAAUCACGAAAAUUACCAUCGACUGCAAGAAUGCAUUCACUCGAACAAGAUAAUGCUACUGCUCGUACAAUGAUGUCGAAAGUGACUAUCGAUUCUGCUAUAAAUUAA
This is a messenger RNA of Rotaria sordida, 2337 nucleotides long. NCBI's taxonomy places the organism in Eukaryota, Metazoa, Rotifera, Eurotatoria, Philodinida, Philodinidae. The record is from the annotation of a GenBank genome assembly.